Messenger RNA from Plasmodium reichenowi, 585 nucleotides. Its product is annotated as cysteine-rich secretory protein, putative. The transcript has 8 exons. The record is from RefSeq and is a predicted model, not a curated record. Lineage: Eukaryota; Apicomplexa; Aconoidasida; Haemosporida; Plasmodiidae. Bases 1 to 585 code for a protein of 194 amino acids.
AUGAUAGGAAUCAUGAAUAUUUUUUUCCUAUUUUUUGUUUUCAUUUCUUCUUAUAUAUAUGUGAAUGGCCAAUUUUGUAAAUUUAAUAAAGAAUUUAUAAAAGAAAGACAUAACGAUUUUAGAUUAAAGCAUAACGCUAAACCACUGAAAUGGAGUAAGAAACUUGAAGAGAUAGCAACAUACGAAGCAAAUUUGAUAAGGGAUAAUUCUGAUUGUAUUGUUAGUGCAAAGCAAGUUGAUACAAACUAUUUUUCCUUUUUUAAAAAUGAAAAUAUUGAAGCAUCUGUUGAUACAUGGUAUGAGGGGAUUAAUGAUUAUGACUUUGAGUUAGGAUGUAUUAAAAGGAAUGAUAAUAUAUUUGAAUUUACAAGGAUUAUAUGGAAAAGUUCAGAGAACCUUGGAUGUGCUACAGCAUGUUGUAAAACAAAAGGAAUUUUAAUUUGCAAAUAUGAUAAUAAUACAAAUAAGCCAGGUUAUUUUGCUGACAAUGUUGGAACUAUUGAUACAAUGUAUGUUUUGGAUAAUUUAAAUAAUGGAAUACAUAUAAUGAAAAAUGAUCAUUCAGAUAAGAGAACACAGUUAUAA